AUUGGUUGACUGACAGGGCCGGGAGUCCCGAUUGGUCCAUGGCCUGAGGCGACAGAUUCCGGAAAGGGGUAGAGCAGCCAAUAUGGCGGCGGAGCGCGGCGCUGGGCAGCAACAGUCGCAGGAGAUGAUGGAGGUUGACAGGCGGGUUGAAUCUGAAGAAUCAGGUGAUGAGGAAGGGAAGAAGCACGGCGGUGGCAUCGUGACGGACCUCAGCCAGCAGAGCCUGAAGGAUGGAGUAGAACAGGGGGCGGAAGACCCAGAAGAGGAACAUGAGCUGACAGUGGAUAUGGAAACCAUCAGCCUGGACCGAGAUGCAGAGGAUGUUGAUCUGAAUCACUAUCGUAUUGGAAAGAUUGAAGGCUUCGAGGUGCUGAAGAAAGUGAAGUCACUCUGCCUACGUCAAAACUUAAUUAAAUGCAUUGAGAACCUGGAGGAACUGCAGAGUCUUCGAGAACUGGAUCUCUAUGAUAAUCAGAUCAAGAAGAUUGAGAAUCUGGAGGCGCUGACAGAACUGGAGACUCUAGAUAUUUCUUUUAAUCUGCUAAGGAACAUUGAAGGGAUUGACAAACUGACACAGCUGAAAAAACUCUUCUUGGUCAACAAUAAGAUCAGUAAAAUUGAGAACCUAAGUACCUUACAUCAACUACAGAUGCUGGAGCUGGGCUCGAACCGCAUCCGAGCAAUUGAAAAUAUCGACACGUUAACCAACCUGGAGAGUUUGUUUCUGGGGAAAAACAAAAUUACAAAACUUCAGAACCUGGAUGCACUUACCAACCUGACAGUCCUCAGUAUGCAGAGCAAUCGGCUAACAAAGAUUGAGGGUCUACAGAGCUUGGUGAACCUGCGUGAACUAUACCUCAGCCACAAUGGUAUCGAGGUUAUCGAGGGCCUGGAGAACAACAACAAACUCACCAUGUUGGACAUUGCAUCAAAUAGGAUAAAAAAGAUUGAAAAUAUCAGCCAUCUAACAGAACUGCAAGAAUUCUGGAUGAAUGACAAUCUCCUGGAAAGCUGGAGUGACCUUGAUGAGCUGAAGGGUGCCAGGAACCUGGAAACCGUGUACCUGGAGCGCAACCCCCUGCAGAAGGACCCACAGUACCGGCGGAAGGUCAUGCUGGCCCUACCCUCCGUGCGGCAGAUAGAUGCCACAUUCGUCAGGUUCUGAGUCCUCCUUGCUCCUCACCUGGUCCCUCUCCUCGAAAGAACUUCCCAGCCACGGUUUUUUAAUCUACCUAUUGCUCCUGAAGUCGUCACUAUACCAACAGUCACAACCCAAUGGCAAUAAUAAGGCACUGGUGGUAGUUGGCCUAUGAUGCCACACACCAUUUGGAGAUGCCAACACUAUUAAAUCUUGCCACGCGGUCUUCCUGGUGAAUUAGUGACGGUUAUUAUAGCCAUGGAGAGAAUGCAGGACAUGUUACAGUCAUUUGUUCUUCUUGUCUGUCUAUGUCCUUUGCCUGGUGGGCAUUUCGGGCUGCUACAGCAGGCCCUCAAGUCAGUUUGCAGGGUUUAAGCAGUCAUGACCCACAACAGCACAUUUGAUAGUCUUUCAGACCAAUUUUGGAAAGAAAAAAAAAAUGUAUUUAAAAAAAAUUGAGUAAAAUCUGGUCGGAUCUCAGAUGCUGUAGCCCUUUAAGCCUUCCCAUCAUGAGCACACUGGGCACUGUAUGACCCUGUUCCCACUUGGUGAGAGCCGAGAUAUGGAGAGCGUCAUCACACACCCCCAGCUGUGCUGAAACUAAGUGGUUCUUAAAAACAUAAGUAACUAAGCUCUCGGCCACUAGUCACAUGGCCUCCUAUUCUUACCCAUGAUCCUCUUGGCCUUAUUAUAUGACAUUUCUCUGAGCAAACCACUAGGGCAUGAAUCUAAUGCUGCACAGGCAUUAUCAUCCCUGGGAGCCUCAAAUCUCCUGUUUCACACAGUAAGGACUGAAUAUGGUCACCGCAGGCUCCUCAACUUCCAGGAUUCUCAUUCUACACAGUCUAAGAUGGGUCCCCUAACUGCCAUAUCUGAGUCCGUUGAAUUUAUUUUAUCAUCAUUUGUGCUCACACUGCGUCUCUUCGUUUCCGUCAUUACAGAAGGUUCUAGGCAGCACUGCUCUAGACUUUGUUCAGUUUCGGGACAGCCUGCCUUGUGCUGUGAAGCCUGUGCCCAAGUGUCCAAGCUAACCAGUUGGCCAGCUGACAAGAAGUUUGUAACAUCAGAAUGCUUACAUGGGAUUUAACAUCCAUUCACUAUUCUAAUUCUCACCAAAAUAAACUGUAUGAUCUGAAUCUGUGCGGCAUCUCCCUGUCAUGAAACAAGCUCUUAGCAAGAAAAGGUGGGUGGAGCAGCAUGUCGAGAACAUUGUGCCAUAGCCCUGGGAGUUCAGAAGGACCGAAAUGUAGGUGUCUCCUCUGCAGCCACAGGAGCCCUACACACGUGCACAUGAUUCUGUAGCGUGUGUAGAGAAGUAAUACUGAGGGAACAGCAGGCACCAAAGUGGCACAACCAUCUCGAGGAUCAUCUGCAACAUUCAGUGGGAGGAGAAUCUUAACAGUUAAAUAGAGUGGGCAGGGGAAAUUUUCUCCAAGUGAAUUCAAAAUCUAGAAGUAGGAAGAAAUGUCAAAAAGUUAUUCCUUAAGCCAGCAGUGGUGACACGUGCCUUUAAUACCAGUUCUCUGCAGGCAGAGGCAGGUGGAUCUCUGAGUUUAAGGCCAGCCUGGUCUGCAGAGCAAGUUCCAGGACAGCCAGGGCUGUACAUAGAGAAACCCUGUCUCAAAAAAAAAAAAAAAAAAAAAAAAAAAAGUUAUUCCUUAAAAUAGUUCUAGGUCCCAGAAAGAAUCUCCAGAGUGGAACUAGCUAAAAGUUCAGUUUACGUUGAGAAUGCCCCUGCUAAAAAUAUGGAUAAAUAUAAUGUGAGAAAAGAAAACACUGGGGGGUUGGAGAGAUGGCUCAGCUGUUAAGAGCAUUGCCUGCUCUUCCAAAGGUCCUGAGUUCAAUUCCCAGCAACCACAUGGUGGCUCACAACCAUCUGUAAUGAGGUCUGGUGCCCUCUUUCUGGCCUUCAGGCACACACACAGAAAAAAUAUUGCAUACAUAAUUAAUAAAUAAAUAAAUACACUGCUUUUACAUAGGGAUAUAAAUGCAAAAGUCUUAAAUAAAAGAUCAGCAAGUCAAAAGAUACUGCUUCUUAGCCGGGCGGUGGUGGCGCACGCCUUUAAUCCCAGCACUCGGGAGGCAGAGGCAGGCGGAUCUCUGUGAGUUCGAGACCAGCCUGGUCUACAAGAACUAGUUCCAGGACAGGCUCCAAAACCACAGAGAAACCCUGUCUCGAAAAACCAAAAAAAAAAAGAUACUGCUUCUUGACCAAGGUUUUAUCUCAGGAAUGCAAGGAUGGUUUAAGAAUAGACAGGACUGGGCCUGGGGUAUAGGCCUGUAAUCCUAGCUACUCAGGAGGCUGAGGGAGGGGGAUUAAAAGUUUAAGGCAUGCCUUGGCUACAGAAUGACAUCAAGGCCAACCUAGGCAACUUAAUAUAACCGUAUCUCAAAAAUAAAAAAUAACAAGGGGUCUGGGAAUAUAGCUCAAGAAUAGAAUACCUGCCUAGCAUAUCAGAGACCCUGUUCAAUUUCAGAUGUUAGGGGAAGAGAAAGGAAACAAACCAUUUCUAUAAAUCACCAUUUAGUGCAGUUAAAAAGCAAACCACCAAUUAUCUUAAUGUUAUAAAGACUUAGCUGUAUAUAUCCCUGGAUUUUUUUUCAAGGAAAAACUAAUUAUUGUUGUUGUUGUUAUAUGCAUGAUGUCAGUGUGUGUUGUGGGCACAUAUGUGCCAUGUGCACCGUGUGCACUUCCAAGAACAGAUCUGUAGAGUCGGUUCUCUCCUCCCCCUUUUUGUGAGCUCUGCACUUGAACUUUGCUUGUCAGGGUUGUGCAGCAAGCCAUUACCUGUUGAACCAUCUCACUGGCUCCUGUAUU
Molecule: messenger RNA, 3956 nt
Organism: Microtus oregoni (creeping vole)
Lineage: Eukaryota; Metazoa; Chordata; Mammalia; Rodentia; Cricetidae
Product: protein phosphatase 1 regulatory subunit 7
Exons: 10
Coding region: 83-1165 (360 amino acids)
Molecular function (GO): protein binding
Source: RefSeq, a predicted model, not a curated record